Molecule: messenger RNA, 1235 nt
Organism: Bacillus rossius redtenbacheri
Lineage: Eukaryota; Metazoa; Arthropoda; Insecta; Phasmatodea; Bacillidae
Gene: Rsph1
Product: radial spoke head 1 homolog
Exons: 5
Coding region: 122-1033 (303 amino acids)
Cellular component (GO): cytosol
Source: RefSeq, a predicted model, not a curated record
AUCCAUUGAAGUAUGUGUGUUAUUGGAACAAAUGCAAAGCCAUUUUAACCUUUUUUGUGAUGUCUAUCUUGAAAUACAUUGCAGUACUGGGAGACAAUCUUUACUGUGAAUUAAGUGGAAAAUGGCUGAAAAUGAAGGGGAAGGUGGCAAAACAAUAGGUGAAUAUUAUGGUGAAAGGAAUGACAAGAGCGAACGUCACGGACAGGGAGUUGCCCAACUACCAAAUGGUGACAUCUAUCAAGGGAUGUACAGAAGGGGUAAACGUCACGGAGAUGGUCUGUAUGUGUUCCGCAACGGUGCACGGUAUGAAGGAAAGUGGCGCAAUGGGCAAAAGCACGGCAUCGGAACUUUCUACUAUCCUGAUGGAUCAAAAUAUGCAGGUGAAUGGUCUCACGACAAGAGGUUCGGGUACGGAAUAUAUUACUACCCAAACGGAGACACAUACGCUGGAUCGUGGAAGAAAGGCUUGCAAGAAGGCACCGGAGAUUACACGUACAAGGCCUUAGGGACAAAGUUCAUAGGAACUUGGUCCGGUGGUCAGAUGAAAGGCCCAGGAAGACUGAUUAGACCAAUGAGCUGCUAUCACGGAUCCUGGGAAAAUAAUCUGCCCAAAGGACCUGGCGUGUUCACGUUCGGCCUCAAGCACAUGCAGCACGGCUACUACCGCCACAUAGUCGACCCAAAGUCGGAUGUUGAACCAACAGGUCUGGGCGAAGAAGACAGCGAAGAUGUGAACAAGGUGCCUCCCAGUCUGAUUCCUGUCUGGAGAGCUGAAAAGGUGACUAAAUAUCUACCUCAGCUGUUGCCUCCUGCACCUCAGCCUGUGAAGAUGGUUGAUUCUGUGGAGAGUGUCGUAGAAGAGGAGGCUGCUCCUGAAGUCCAGCCUUCGACCGAGGCAGAGCCCAAGACUGAUGAAGAGCCUUCCAAUGAGGCAGAACCUAUGACUAUCGCUGAGCCUUCUGCGGCAGAGAACACAGCCGAGGAAGACACUUCACCCAAAAGGGAGUCACAACAGCAGCCAGCAGUAAAAUAAAACCCUUCUUGAGUGUCUACUUAUUAAAUACCCACCCAGAACAACUGUUUGGAGUUAAAAACCACUAGUUAAAAAACAAUGUAAAUUAUUUCAAAGUGAAAACCUUACAUGUGUUAUUUAUGAGCAUAGCGGUAUGUACAUUAAUUAAAAAACUCAAAUCAUUUUUGAGUUUCAGGUUUGGAAAUAAAGUAAAUGUUCUUUA